Messenger RNA from Bathycoccus prasinos, 1338 nucleotides. RefSeq names its product phosphoserine aminotransferase. The coding region runs from base 1 to 1338 and encodes 445 amino acids. NCBI's taxonomy places the organism in Eukaryota, Viridiplantae, Chlorophyta, Mamiellophyceae, Mamiellales, Bathycoccaceae. The record is from RefSeq and is a predicted model, not a curated record. Gene Ontology annotation, cellular component: cytoplasm; chloroplast stroma. The transcript has a single exon. Gene Ontology annotation, biological process: L-serine biosynthetic process. Gene Ontology annotation, molecular function: pyridoxal phosphate binding; O-phospho-L-serine:2-oxoglutarate transaminase activity.
AUGAUCAGCGCUUCAAAAUGCGUUCAAUGCACUCAGAUCAGAUCUUCUUUCUCUUCUGAAAGAAAGGAUGAUGUCCAUCAAAAUCGUUUGAAAUCAUCAUCGAAUUCGGGAAAGACGUUCCGUUUUUCCAACCGACAUGUCUUUCUUGCGAAGAAGAAGAGAAAGAACGGAAGAACUUCUUCGAACAACAACACCAAAACCGUGAUAGUUUCGGCAUCAUCGAGUAAUAAUAAUAAUAACAGUAAUCGCAAGUACAACUUCUCCGCGGGCCCGGCGAUGUUACCGUUGGACGUUCUCGAAGAAGCGCAAAAAGAUUUGGUCGAUUACAAAGGCACCGGAAUGUCCGUGUUGGAGAUGUCCCAUCGAGGGAAAGAUUUCAUGUCGAUAGCGGCGAAAGCGGAACAGGAUUUUCGCGAGUUGGUGAACGUGCCGGAGAACUAUAAAGUUAUUUUCGUGCAAGGCGGCGCGUCGACGAUGUUUGCAUCGAACGCGUUGAACUUAUGUCCGACGGGGAAGGAGAAAGCGGACUUCGUGACGACGGGCGCGUGGUCGAAGAAAGCGUUGGGGGAGGCGAAGAAGUUUUGCGACGCCGGAGAAGCGGCGACGAGUAAGGAGAGUAAUUUUUCAACCAUUCCGGAGAGAAAUACGUGGAAUUUAAGAGACGGGGCGAAGUUUGUGCACAUUUGCGAGAACGAAACCAUCGGUGGGGUGGAGUUUAAGGAAACGCCGGUUGGCUUGCCGGACGGCGCCGUUUUGGUCGCGGAUCACUCGUCGAACUAUUUGAGCAAACCGAUCGACGUGAAUAAGUACGGGAUUAUUUACGGUGGAGUGCAAAAGAACAUAGCGUGCGCGGGUAUGGGGAUUGCGAUCAUUCGCGAAGAUUUGAUUGGCAACGCGGCGCCGAACACGCCGACAAUGUUGGACUUUUCGACGCACAGCGAAAACGAGAGCAUGUACAACACGCCGCCGUGUUACACAUGGUACAUUUCCGGUUUAGUGUUCGCCAAGUUAUUGAGUGAAGGUGGUUUAAGCGCGAUGGAAAAGAGAAACCAAGAGAAGGCGAAGGUUUUGUACGACACGAUCGACGCGUCCGCUGGCUAUUACAACUGCCCGACGGAUUUGAAAUACAGAUCGAUGAUGAACGUUCCGUUUACGUUGGCGAAAGGCGGCGACGUGGAGAAGCAGUUUUUGAAAGAAGCCAGCGACGCCGGAUUUGAAAGCUUGAAAGGUCACAGAUCUGUAGGAGGUGCGCGAGCGUCUAUUUAUAACGCGAUGCCGAAAGAAGGCGUGGAAGCGUUGGCCGCUUUCAUGAAAGACUUCCAAAGCAGAAACGCUUAA